Messenger RNA from Zygosaccharomyces rouxii, 1041 nucleotides. RefSeq names its product Sec20p (gene SEC20). Gene Ontology annotation, cellular component: SNARE complex; endoplasmic reticulum. Gene Ontology annotation, molecular function: SNAP receptor activity. Lineage: Eukaryota; Fungi; Ascomycota; Saccharomycetes; Saccharomycetales; Saccharomycetaceae. The record is from RefSeq and is a predicted model, not a curated record. Bases 1 to 1041 code for a protein of 346 amino acids. Gene Ontology annotation, biological process: retrograde vesicle-mediated transport, Golgi to endoplasmic reticulum. The transcript has a single exon.
AUGGUUCUGGUAUAUGCACAAGAUUUGAGGUCGUUACAGACCGCCAUGAUGCAAGAAUUGAGGGAGAUAGGAUUGAGCUGUGCUGAUGAGAAACAUACAAAAGUAUCAGAGAUGAUAAUCGAAUUCGAGUCGCUACUCAAAGCCGCUGUAGUAUGUCUUAACCACGAGAAGAGGCUUUUAAAGUUGUAUUGGACAAAAACAAGCCAUGGAAUGAGCCUCCAAGUGGUCAAUCAAGAACCCGAUCAGUACGAAACAGUUCUAGAAGAAAUAGUACAGUUGGUAAAUUUCACCGAUUGGCUCACAGAGUAUAAAACGAAACUAAAGGAGUUUAUCAGGAAAGCACACCAGGACGCACUAGCACAGGUGGAUUCCAAAAGGGAUGAAGCAAUUGAACGUAAUGCACUAGAAUGGGAAGAACAACAGCAACAACAACAACCCGCUAACCAAAAAGCAACAACGGCUACAACAAAACCAGCCAACACAAGCGAUCAAGUACUAAGCAAGACCAAACAAGUUAGUGCCAAUUUGAUUAGAGGUAAUCAAAUUCUACAAGCUGGUGUAUUGCAGAGUGACCUGAAUUUAGACGAAUUGAAGCAACAGACCAGCUCACUAUCACAAAUGAAUGAUAAAUAUUCUCAAUUAGGAUUUGUUUUUGACAAAACUUCUCAACUCGUGAAACAUUUGGAAAAGGCAUCUCGCCAAGAAAAAAGAGAUGUUUACCUAUCACUGGGAUUUCUAUGUCUCUGCAUUACAUGGGUUCUAUGGAGGCGUAUCUUUAAAUUACCAUGUAAAUUGGUACUAUGGGUUCUAUUCCGUUUUUUCAAAACCAUACUGAUAUCCAUUGGACUGGUAAGGAAACAGAGCUCAAUGCCUUUGUCACCAACAAUGGAUACUGUAGCCACUGCUACUACUAGCGCUACUACUACUACUCCUACUUCAGCUACUUCGGCAUCUUUGGAUCUACUUUCAGCAAAUACAAAAUCCCUUGAGCAAGUCGUCGACCAAGCUAUGGACCGAAUCUUCCCACAUGAUGAACUUUGA